This is a messenger RNA of Ictalurus punctatus (channel catfish), 2603 nucleotides long. RefSeq names its product fucolectin-like. The record is from RefSeq and is a predicted model, not a curated record. The transcript has 8 exons. NCBI's taxonomy places the organism in Eukaryota, Metazoa, Chordata, Actinopteri, Siluriformes, Ictaluridae. Bases 1 to 696 code for a protein of 231 amino acids.
AUGAAGAGCGUGUCGAGCAAGAAAAUGGAGAAUUCACAGAGGCCCAUGCUUCAAUUUUUAGGGAUAUGCAUUUUCUCACUGCAGUGGAUGCUGACCCAUGAGGAAGUCAAUGUGGCCUUAGGAGGAAUAGCAACACAAUCUUCUGUAUUCAGUAACUCUUUCCCUGCUGACCUUGCUAUUGAUGGGAACAGAGGAUCUAAUUUAGUUUUCCAGUCAUGUACACACACAGAUACUGACUACAACCCGUGGUGGAGGGUGGAUUUGUUGGCGGUGUAUGAUAUUAGCAGUGUAAUCAUCACUAACAGAUGGGAUGUCGCUCCAGAACGGAUAAAUGGUGCUGAGAUUCACAUUGGCAACUCCUUGGUCAACAACGGCAACAAUAACCCCAGAUGUGUCGUUAUCUCUAGCAUCCCUGCUGGUGUCUCUGCAAAUUACACCUGCAAGAUGAGGGGUCGUUAUGUGAACAUCAACAUUCCCCAUGUUAGAGGGUAUCUCACGCUCUGUGAAGUGGAAGUCUAUGGGGUUCAAGUGUAUAGUAAGAGUGCAUUUCUGAGAUUAAAGUUUAACAGCAGUGAGGAUCUCACGAACCCUACCGUGAGGGACAACGUUCUUCAAAAGGUGAUAUCUGCCAAUGUCCAGCCAUCGGUAUUUCAGGUCCGUUGGACAAAGGAACCGGAACUGGUAACUGAAACUUAAAAAAAUGGUGGCAGAAAUAUGUCUUAACCAAGAGGAAGAAGAAGAAGAAGAAGAAGAAGAAGAAGAAGAAGAAGAAGAAGAAGAGGUCAAAGAAAACAACAGCAAAAAAAAGACCAUCGAAUGUGUGAGGUUUAGCUCUUGUAGGUGUAGCUCUUGAAACUACUAGCUAGCUGAUGUAAUAUAUUUAUUAGUUAGAAGUACUAGAAGUUUUUUAGCUUGUUUGUUUGGGAAAUGUAUCUAUGAAAAAUUAUUACUACAGGGUUCGUACAAGGUGCUUAAAGUGCUUGAAUUUGGCUUUUGGAAAUUUAAGUACUGGAAAACCUUGAAAAUAGCAUUUUUUUUUUAUCUAACAGUGCUUAAAAAGAGCUUGAAUGAUAAAAAGUCAAUGAAUACGAAAUCACUAAAUAACUUUAAAGGGUUUAUUUUCUAUAGAACAUGAAUACAAUCCUUUUACUCAAAAUGUGACUCUCCGCUGCAGCUCCUGCUCCUCCAACUUUUUCAAAAACGCACCUAGCGACAUAUAUAGCGACUUUUCAAACAAAGAGAAUGGUCAGUACUGCCCGGUGAGUGUGAGGUCCUGCUUUCCCCCCGGAGACACGCCUCUCUCUGCAGCUACUCUGUUCAGUGAGGGGCAGAGAGGAGCAGCACAUCUAUGAGAGGUUAUUUUACAUGGAAAUAUAGCACGAAAUCACAGUGCACACGUUGUCUUUAGCUUAUGUGUACGGUGGUUUAGUCAGACGACGUCGCGGUUAUAAAAUCAGGAUUUUAGCAGUGCAGAGCAGCAGCUUGGAAAAGGUUUGAAAGUGACUGCUGCUGAACAUAUGGUCUCUUAAUGGGGUUCAGUCACUAUUUCAUACUCGUUCUGUUGUCUGACAAAAGAAGCAGAAAAAAAUACGUAAAUGACAACAGCUUUAUUGGGAAUUCGGCUCUAACGGGCUGACAUUAGGAAGAAUGAAAAUACCAUGUAAUGAUGCAAUGUAUAUGCUAACUAGCGCAUGACAUCAUCUAGAAAAGGAGUAUUUUAACAUUACGGUGAAGAUGAAGCAAUGUCUGGGAAAUACACAUUUUGUCCAUCAUAGCUGGGAAAAGGAGCAAUAUAAAAAUGUAUUCGUUAAUUAUUUUUUUAAUUAUUUAAAAAGAAGAAAUAAAGAACGUGUUUGAAUGACAUCUCUUGUAUAGUCUGUGAAAACACAAGCAUACACAGCACUUGAAAAGUCCUUGAAAAUCCUGGAAUUUCAUUAUGAAGCAUCUGUACGGACUCUGUUACUAGGUACUAUGGGACCGAUUGAUGUUUUAAACAUGCCCUCUUGAUUUCUGGGUUUAGCAUACGUAUACCUGGGUUUGAGUUUAAAAUAAUAGCUAGAUUUUCUGGUAGAAUAAUGGUAGUUAAGUUUCUCUCACAAAUAUGAUCGAGUCGAUACAGUAUGUUCAGUCGUUUUUCUGGGAAAGUGAGGAUUUCUAGGUUAACAUAAUGGAAAACAUAUGAUAUUUUGAAAUUUGGUAUGAUUGGAAGCAUGUUUAAAACACAGAAAGGGCCGAGAUCGUGUAAGAAUGAGGUUUUACUCACUGGCAUAAAUGUGUUCACUUUAAACUUUGUUCCUUCCCUUGAACCUGCUUGAGAAUUUCCAAUGUUCGUAGAAGGGUGAUUCUCAGUACAGCACAUUAGCAGUUUUUAAUGGGCUUUUAAUUUAUUUAUUUGUUUGUUUAGUUAUGUGAUACAAUUAUGGGGUUUUCUAUUUAAUACCUGUUUUUUUUUUUUUAUGAUUUUACAUGAUUUUAUCUUAUUUGGCUCAUCCUUCCUCAUUCCCUUAAAUCAACAUUUCACAUUGUUAGUGUCAGAAUCUUAUUUAACAUGCAACAUUUUCAAUAAUCUGUAACUAAGACUCAAUAAAGAAAUUCUCAUUACA